AUAGCAGCAGGGGGCUGGGCUUGCGGAGACUUUCGGAGUUUGUGAGAGAGUUGAAAGAAAGAAGAAAGAGACGUAACUGAAGCUAGCUCGCAAGCUAGCUGAAUGUCCUCCCGUGUCGCAGAUGUGUCGAAAGCCACGGGAAAGGACGGAAUGUGGGGGGUUGGAUAUAUAAAACAGGGAAUGGGGUUGUUUGUAAGUAACGCGGUUAUUGGACCGAUCGGUUCGGUGACAGUGGAGGCAGCGUUGACCGAGACUCGGCUGCCUUGUGUAGGAGUGAACAACCAGAGUUACUUCUGUGAUUCGGGCCACUGCUGUGGAGAAUCUCAGUGUUGCAGCUAUUACUACGAGGUGUGGUGGUUUUGGUUGGUCCUGACUCUCAUCAUCAUUGUGGGCUGCUGCUGUUUGUGCCACCAUCGUCGAGCCAAACACAGACUGCAACAACAGCAGCGGCAGCAUGAGAUCAACCUCAUUGCUUAUAGAGAAGCCCAUAAUUACUCCUCUCUACCCUUUUAUUUCAGGUUCCUGCCUGGCUACCUCUUACCAGCUUAUGAGGAAGUUGAGAACAGACCACCGACACCCCCGCCUCCAUACAGUGCCUCUCAUCCAGGCCAGUCCACCAGCAUUGACCCCAUGUGCUCUGAACAACCAGAAGAGCUCUGCCCUCCCCUGCAGUCUAGCCCCGUCGUCCCGUCUGCAUCUGAGAACUGUUCCCCGGGACCCUGUGUAGGGCAGCCAAAUACUCCCACUGCACACCGACCUUUCGGAAGCACCUACAAACCACAGUACCUCAGCCGAGAAGAGGACGAGCAGCCCCAGGAGGUGGCGUGUGCUACCUCACACAGCCCCAUCAAACAGGGCAGCUCCGUUGAGGAUCUGACUGAACCCGUAGAAGACUGUUCUCCCGACAGCAAAGACAAGACUCCAGGACGCCACCGGCGCUUCACAGGUGACUCUGGGAUUGAGGUAUGCGUUUGCAACCAGGGGCCCGGGGAUGGAGAGGAAGAGGAGGAGAUGAAAGAGCUUGUAGGGCACAUGGAUGGAGGGGCGCUUGAGGAGCAGGACUUCUGUGAAAGCUGCAACCUCCAUGGCAGCAGCCCUCCUCGUGGUCCAGGGGAUGAGGAACAGGGCCUGGCUGCCUCAGACGUGCCUCUAGAGCACAGAGAGCAUCAGCGGCCUCCAGUCUGCCUCCAUCUGCACACCAUCAACGAACAGGACGGUCCGCAUCACGUCAGCAACACAGACCCCCAGAGUUGAGCACAACCGGUUCCAGCAGAGACUUACUUUAGACUGCUGUCUCCCUUUACGUUCUUGAGAUACAUCAGUUUGUACUGUCAGCAAUGCCACUUUGGUUGUACUUUGAGUGUGUCUGUGUGAGAGUGAGAGAGAAAGAGAUGGAUAGGGAGGGAGGGAGGGAGAAGGAGAGUUUUAAAAGGGUGUUAAUGUGUGAGUCCUCGAGGUUUUAUGGAUUAAUAGGGUAAUCUAGUAAAGUCUGUUGCCUCACAGAGAGAUCACAAUCAAAGCCACAGGGGAAAUUCAACUUAGUUUAUAGCCUUAUUGAGCUCUGGGUGACAUGCCUGUAGAUUUGGAAGCUUACAUUGCUUUUUGGCUGAUUUCCUCCUACUGAGAUGAAGAUUGCACACAAGAUCAGGGGAUAUUGAUUUGUGCUGGCUUUUGCUCCUGAGUUCUUACCUGUAAUGUCAUUUUAAAAUACUUAAAGGGACAGUCCACCCAAAAAUGAAAGAUCCGUCUUUUAGUCUCUCUUAAGGAAUUCCAAAUACACAAGACAUUUGUUCAUGUUUAAAACACAAGUGAAGAUAUUUUUAAUUAAAAAAAUGAGAUCCAUUUAAAAAAAAAAGCAUAUUCCACUAAAAGUGGGUGCUUUGAAAAGAUUGUAAAAUAAAUCCAUAUGCACAUGCAUAGAGCACAUCAAAUAUGGUAAAUAAAGGAUGAAACGCAUGAUGCACGAGAACCAGUGAAGUUCAAGCAAGUACAGUUGAAAUUAUUCUUCCACGUUUCUUGUUAAAUAUGAAUAAAAGCUUGAAUCAAAUCUGUUAAUUAUAUAAGCCAAUUAUGUCUCUUCAGAAGACUUUGAUUAAACCACUUGAUUCAUAUGGAAUCAUUUAUGAUCUUUUUGAAGCAUCAAUAUUCAUGUGGAAGUUCGUAGGGGGUACAGAAAUAUUGCAGGUUUGAUUAAAAGUAAUUGAUAACAAUUUUCAUUUUUUGGUGGAUUAUCCAUUUAAGAUCAUAAUGUGCAUGAAAAAAAAAUGGAAAAGACAGCCACAGAGCAGUCUGUUAAAACUUCAGAGCUUUAAUAUUCAUUUGUUGUUUCUGGUUUUUAUCACUUGUCUUUUUUCUGAAAAUGUUUGAUCUGGAGUAUCUGCAUGAUGCUAUUCAGAACAAUGAAGGAAAGCAAUUAUCUCAAAUAUAUAUUUUUUGUCUUUUUGUAUCAAUAAGUGAAUGUGCUCCCUACUUAGCAGAGUAUGGUUGCCAUUUUGUUUAUUUUGUCUCAUCUUUGUAUAACAUUGUCUUGGGCUUUAUCCAAUGUUUUGCAUCAUUAUUUGCUUAAACUGAAUACAUUCACAUGCUAUAUACUGUUUUGAACUCCAUUAUGCAAAGACUCUUCAAAUGAAGGCUGAAAAUACCUUAGUAUAUAGAUUGAACCCAGCUUGUACAUUUACACUCGGUGCCUUUGUUGAUCUAUGUAGUUUUCAUAUGCCUUAAAAAGAAGAGUGUGUCUCGUAGUUUUGAUUUCUGCAUAAAAUAAGGGCCAGUAUGAGUGAAGAUUUUGCUCAGUGGUAACGUCUUCUUUGAAAGGAUAACUUGAUAAGCCUUCCAUCAAAACCUAAAAGUUAAAACGUUUUUUUUUUUUGCCUUAAUUUAAUUUCUAUAUUCUCCCAUAAUGCUUUUAAGUUGUUUUUGUAUCUUAACACUGUAAGGGAACUCUUGCACCACUAACAUUAACUUAUGUAAAGGCCUUAUUAAAUAUUUUAAUGUGCAUUUUGUUGUAGCAGACCAGGUAAGGUUACUGUCAUAUUAGUGUAGCACUUAAGUCGGGUUCAUGAUGAGAUUGAGAUUUUGUGUUUCUGUGGCAGUGAGACUGAAAGCUGCUCCACUACACUUCACUUCCCUACACUGUCUGAGUGUGUGUGUGUGUGUGUCAUAGUAGGAUGCUUUAAGUGGAUCGUUCUUCAGGCCACUGUGUUUCUUUGACCUUUGGUUUAGAUUAGCAGUUGUAGGCAUCCUUUAAUAGUCUUAGCUUGGGCACAGAUGGCUUUUCGGCUCUGUUGAUUUUCAGAUCAGAGUGUUCCUUUGUAAAUGGUAGCUAAUUUUCUAUCAGAAGUGAUGUGGCCGGUAAAUUAAGUUCCUAGUGUUGGCUGGAAGAAGAAAAAACGGUUCGGGAGGUAGAAUUUCAACAUUUACGUGGUGCCUUCAGAAAUAUUUUGAUAGCAGUAUUGUUUGGCAAAACUAAAAUUGAGCAUUCUGAAUGAUUUGGACCAGUUAUAGCAUCAAAAUUAUUUGACCGAUUAAGUGAAGCUUGAAGCUACAAAGUCAACUAUCUUUCUGUAGUUCGAGUCGCCAUUGUUUUCUAUCGUCUUUUGAUGUUUGAGACCAAAGGUAUUGAUUAAAAGUGGAAAUCUGAGUCACUGUGUUGGGUAGCUCACUGUGAAUGAGAUGUUCAUUUGUUUUGCCUAAAAAAGUUGUCAUUGCACUGUUUUGACACUGAGCAGUGAGUGUGUGUGUGUGUGUGUGUGUGUGUGCGGGCUUGAUGGUGACAAAGGCUUUGCAAGCCAACUGCUUUUUUUCUCUCUCUUAAUCUUUGAUUCAAGCCUGGUACUAUGUUUUAGUUUUGUAUCCAUAGUCACUUUCUUUUUAUAUAUGAAACUGUCUUUUCCGCAUUUUAUAAGAAGACUCAACCAAAUUAAAGAGUAUCAAAGAAUGUUCCAUAUUAAUAAAGAAAAAGCUUUGAAAGCCUGUGGA
This is a messenger RNA of Carassius carassius (crucian carp), 3978 nucleotides long. RefSeq names its product WW domain binding protein 1-like a (gene wbp1la). The transcript is spliced from 4 exons. The coding region runs from base 103 to 1254 and encodes 383 amino acids. Lineage: Eukaryota; Metazoa; Chordata; Actinopteri; Cypriniformes; Cyprinidae. The record is from RefSeq and is a predicted model, not a curated record.